CGCGCCGGAGCAGCCCCAGCCCCAGCCCCGCCGCCCUCCAGCAGCCGCGGGCCGCGCCCCCCUUUCUGCCCCCGUCUCUGCGCCGCCGGCAGGAUGCCCCGCUAUGAGCUGGCUUUGAUCCUGAAAGCCAUGCAGAGGAGCCAACACAGUUAUGAGAGAGUGAGCAGAUUCUAUUCUGGUUUGUGCAUCAACAGAGCUGAUGAACGAGCUAGGGGAAAAAACACAACUUGAUUCUCUUAGGACUACGCUGAUAUUUGCAGACCUGAUGGGGUUGGUACAGUAGGCCUCACUAGACUUAGCUGCAGCUAAGAAUUUCUCCUACAUCAACAGAGUUAAUGCUGAUGCUCUUGUGGAAAGUCGAUUAAAAGUGGGUGCUAAGUUCUCAAAUUUCCAUUUAAGAAGCGGAGAAAAUAAAUCUGUCUUCUCAAAGUGUACUACAACCACCACCAUCAAGACAGCAAACCAAGGGACAAAGAAUUUGAUCUGCAGUAUUGAUAAAUGUAAACUGGUUCACAUAUUACUCUAAAGACUUCUUGGGGGGGUGAAAAUUGGACAUCGGCAGUCUCAAGUCAUUUUGUUUAUAAAAAUGAGGGCUUCUUUGGAAACAGCAGACAUUGCCAUUGUGACACUGUACUUUGUACUUGUACUGUGCAUAGGCUUUUUUGCCAUGUGGAAAUACAAUCGAAGCACCGUAAGUGGCUACUUCUUGGCAGGCCGUUCUAUGACAUGGGUAGCUAUUGGUGCAUCCUUAUUUGUGAGCAAUAUUGGGAGCGAACAUUUCAUUGGGCUCGCAGGAUCUGGAGCAGCAAGUGGAUUUGCAGUAGGUGCGUGGGAGUUCAACGCCUUAAUGCUUUUACAGCUUUUAGGAUGGGUCUUCAUCCCAGUCUACAUACGGUCAGCAGUAUAUACUAUGCCUGAAUACUUGUCCAAACGUUUUGGAGGACAUAGAAUUCAAAUAUAUUUUGCGGCGUUGUCUUUGAUUCUUUAUAUCUUCACCAAACUUUCUGUUGACUUGUAUUCAGGUGCACUCUUUAUUCAAGAAUCUCUAGGUUGGAACCUUUAUUUGUCAGUUAUCUUGCUUAUUGGAAUGACUGCUUUGUUGACUGUGACUGGAGGUCUUGUGGCUGUCAUCUACACGGACACUCUUCAAGCUCUGCUUAUGAUUAUUGGUGCCCUCACACUCAUGAUCAUAAGUAUGAUGGAGGUUGGUGGGUUUGAAGAAGUUAAAAGAAGGUAUAUGUUGGCAACACCAAAUAUUACGUCAAUCUUGCUGACCUACAAUCUUUCCAAUACCAACUCUUGUCAUGUCCAGCCAAAGCCUGAUGCUCUUAAAAUGUUGCGUGAGCCAACUGACGAAGAUGUUCCCUGGCCUGGAUUUCUGUUUGGGCAGACCCCAGCUUCUGUAUGGUACUGGUGUGCAGACCAAGUCAUAGUUCAGAGGGUUUUAGCUGCAAAAAAUAUUGCUCAUGCCAAAGGAUCCACGCUAAUGGCAGGUUUUUUAAAGCUGUUGCCUAUGUUUAUUAUAGUUAUCCCAGGGAUGAUUUCACGUAUCCUGUUUGCAGAUGACAUUGCCUGUAUCAAUCCCGAACACUGCAUGCAAGUCUGCGGAAGCAGAGCUGGAUGCUCUAACAUUGCCUAUCCACGUCUGGUGAUGAAACUUGUACCAGUUGGUCUGCGGGGACUCAUGAUGGCUGUAAUGAUUGCUGCACUGAUGAGUGACUUGGACUCUAUAUUUAACAGUGCCAGCACUAUAUUUACACUUGAUGUCUACAAACUCAUACGCAAGAGUGCCCCAUCUAGAGAACUAAUGAUUGUAGGAAGAGUGUUUGUUGCUUUCAUGGUAAUUAUAAGCAUUGCUUGGGUUCCAAUAAUCGUGGAAAUGCAAGGAGGCCAGAUGUAUCUCUAUAUACAAGAGGUAGCAGAUUAUUUGACUCCACCAGUGGCUGCUGUGUUUCUGUUGGGUAUAUUUUGGAAGCGUUGCAACGAACAAGGGGCAUUCUAUGGUGCAAUGGUUGGGUUUGUUCUUGGAUCUACAAGGCUGAUAUUGGCAUUUAUUUAUCGUGUCCCUGAGUGUAACCAGCCUGAUACUAGGCCAGGCUUCAUAAAAAAUAUCCACUAUAUGUAUAUUGCUACUGCUCUGUUUUGGAUCACUGGAAUUGUGACUAUUACAGUAAGCCUCUUUACACCACCACCAACAAAGGAACAGAUUCGAACAACCACUUUCUGGUCUCUAAAAAUCAGGUCUGUAAAAGAAAAUGCUUCAAAAGGGGAUCCAUAUAAGGUACAAGAAAAAACCAUCUUGAAAUGUAAUGAAAAUGCCAAUCAUAUCCUGCCAAAUGGCAAAUCUGAAGAAAAUAUUAAAAAUAUUAAGCCUGAGGAUAUAAAUCUUCUAGUUACUUGCAGAGAAGACUGCAACCCAGUGAUUUCUGUAAGUCACUCUGAAGUUGAGACACCAGUUGAUUGUUAUUCCAAUGGACAGGUGGCUCUCAUGGGUGAGAAAAAGCGUGAGGAAGAGACUGAUGAUAGAGAUAAACAUUGGAAAUUCAUAGAUUGGUUCUGUGGCUUUAGAAGUAGAAACAUGAAUGAAAGAGCCAUCCAAGAUACAGAGGAAGAGACUCUCUGUUUACAAAUGUUGGAAGAGACUCCAAAAGUUAAACUAUUACUAAAUAUUGGACUGUUCUGUGUCUGUUCACUUGGAAUAUUCAUGUUUGUCUAUUUCUCUUUGUGAAUGGUGAAGCUUUAAGGGUAUGGCUAAACAUACAGAAGCUGAUACAACUCUCUCUGGAGAAUUUU
This is a messenger RNA of Mauremys mutica (yellowpond turtle), 2793 nucleotides long. RefSeq names its product solute carrier family 5 member 3 (gene SLC5A3). Bases 587 to 2728 code for a protein of 713 amino acids. The transcript has 3 exons. Lineage: Eukaryota; Metazoa; Chordata; Testudines; Geoemydidae. Gene Ontology annotation, molecular function: D-glucose:sodium symporter activity. Gene Ontology annotation, cellular component: plasma membrane. The record is from RefSeq and is a predicted model, not a curated record. Gene Ontology annotation, biological process: myo-inositol transport; inositol metabolic process; transmembrane transport.